AUGGCGGCCGAAAUUCCGUUAGUGAAUGGUACAAACAGUUUUUGUGUAACGGCAUACUCGAAGCAACGGUAUGAGCAGAGUAUCUCGUUUUAUUCUAAUUUGCUACUCAUGGAACUAGCUUCCAGGGGUGAAAGUAGCACGAUUUUGACUAAUUAUGCGUUAUCCGUUGAAAUAGUGUAUAAUGAGGAUGCUGUGCGUGAUGAAGAGACGAAGGCGUUGUAUAAAGAAUUAAGCGAGGCGGUAACAACGGUUGAUUGGAGGGCAAAGUCGCCUUCAAUAGUGCUCUCUACUGUGGAUACAAUGAGGGUAAGGAAGCAGUUGGAUUUAUGUCAGUUGUAUCCUACGGAGCUAAAUCCGAUGGAGGUGUAUACUUUGGAUCCUCAAGGUAAUGUGAUUGGGUUUAUUAAGACUAAGAACGCGAUUUCAACGAUGCCUAGUGGACCGAACAUGAAGGUGUUGAUGAGCAAAAGUCGCCUUGGUUCGAAGCCAAUGUCGUCGGUGGCGUCUUCUACAGAUUUGAGGUCUGGGGUGUUAGAUACAAGUGAGACUUAUCCUUCACUGCCUAGGAAAAUAGGCGAUAAACCUGGCAAGGCGAUUGCUGUGAUGACAUCCGGUGGAGAUUCUCCGGGAAUGAAUGCCAAUGUGCGUGCUAUUGUUAGAACAGCUAUCUUUAAGGGAUGUCGUGCGUUUACCGUUAUGGAGGGAUAUGAGGGGUUAGUGCGUGGAGGUCCUAAGUAUAUUAAGGAAUGCACAUGGGAGGAUGUGAGGGGCUGGUCAACUGAAGGUGGAACGAAUAUUGGUACUGCACGUUGUAUGGCGUUCCGGGAGCGCGCGGGUAGAUUGCUUGGCGCUCAGCAUUUGAUUGAGGCAGGUGUUGAUGCUUUAAUUGUUUGCGGUGGUGACGGUUCAUUGACAGGUGCAGACCUUUUCAGAUCAGAAUGGCCGUCCUUAAUUAAGGAAUUGUUGGCACAGGGGAAGAUCAGUGAAGAGCAAGUUAAGAAGUAUCAACAUUUGAACAUCUGUGGUACUGUUGGUUCUAUAGAUAAUGAUAUGUCCACCACGGACGCUACAAUCGGUGCUUAUUCUUCAUUGGAUCGUAUUUGCAAGGCCAUUGAUUAUAUUGAGGCGACAGCUAAUUCUCACUCUAGAGCUUUCGUUGUUGAAGUCAUGGGUAGAAAUUGUGGUUGGUUGGCGCUUAUGGCUGGUAUUGCUACCUCUGCUGAUUAUAUUUUGAUUCCAGAAAAGCCUGCCUCGUCGCGUGAAUGGCAAGAUCAAAUGUGCGAUGUGGUUAGCAAACACAGAUCUCGUGGCAAGAGGACAACUAUCGUAAUCGUAGCUGAGGGUGCUAUUGCUGCUGAUCUCACUCCAGUUUCGCCAAAGGAUGUACACAAGGUGCUGGUAGAAAGAUUGGGCUUGGAUACAAGAAUCACAACGUUAGGCCACGUUCAAAGAGGUGGUACUGCUGUCGCGUUUGAUCGUAUAUUAGCCACUUUGCAGGGUGUUGAAGCUGUAAAUGCUGUACUAGAGUCUACUCCAAACACACCAUCUCCUUUAAUUGCUAUCAAUGAAAACCAAAUUACCAGAAAGCCAUUAAGGGAGUCAGUUGCUUUGACUAAGUCAGUUGCUGAUGCAAUCAAGACCAAAGAUUUUAAGAAAGCAAUGGAGUUGAGAGAUUCUGAAUUCGUUGAACACUUGAACAAUUUUAUGGCUAUCAAUUCGGCAGAUCAUAACCCUCCUAAGUUAGAUGCAGACCAAGCGUUGAAAAUUGCCGUAGUAAAUGUUGGUGCUCCUGCAGGUGGUAUAAACUCCGUUGUUUACUCCAUGGCUGCCUACUGUAUGUCUCAAGGCCAUAUUCCUUAUGCUAUCUACAACGGGUGGACAGGAUUGGCAAGACAUGAGUCUGUUCGUACCUUAAAUUGGAAAGAUAUGCUAGGCUGGCAGUCUCGUGGAGGUUCUGAGUUGGGUACCAAUAGAGCUACCCCUGAAGAUUCUGAUAUAGGUAUGAUUGCGUACUAUUUCCAAAAAUACAAGUUUGAUGGUUUGAUUAUUGUAGGCGGAUUUGAAGCGUUCAUUUCCCUCAAUGAGUUGGAAAAGGCUAGAGACAGUUAUCCGGCCUUCAGAAUUCCAAUGGUUUUAAUUCCUGCAACUCUUUCCAAUAAUGUUCCUGGCACCGAGUAUUCAUUGGGUUCUGACACAGCUUUAAACGCAUUAAUGCAGUACUGUGAUGUAGUCAAGCAGUCUGCCGCUUCUACCCGAGGCAGAGCGUUUGUCGUUGAUGUCCAAGGUGGUAAUUCUGGCUAUUUAGCCACCCAAGCUGCCCUCGCGGUCGGUGCUCAAAUAUCCUACGUUCCAGAAGAAGGUAUUUCAUUGGAGCAAUUAUCUCAGGAUAUCGAAACUCUACGGGAAUCCUUUGAUAGAGCCCACGGCAGAGGUAAAUUUGGUAAGUUGAUCCUGAAGUCCACCAAUGCCUCUAAGGUGUUCACCACCAAAACCUUGGCUGAUGUCAUCACUGCUGAGGCGAAUGGCCAUUUUGACGCAAAACCUGCCGUUCCAGGUCAUGUUCAACAGGGUGGAUUGCCAUCACCAAUAGACAGAACGAGAGGUACCAGGUUAGCCAUCAGAGCAGUGGGUUUCAUCGAAUCUCGUCAACACAUCAUGAAAACUAAAAAAUUCGAUGAAGACAACUUCGACGUAAAUGAUAAAACUAUUUCCGAAACAGCUGCAGUUUUAGGUAUUAAGGGAUCCCAUAUCAGGUUUACUUCUGUUAGACAUUUGUUUGACACUGAGACCGAAUUUUCUAAGAGAAUGCCAAAGUCAAUCCACUGGGAAGGUACUAGGGCUAUCGCAGACCACUUAGAAGGUAGAAAGAAAGUCGCAGCAUCAUGA
Molecule: messenger RNA, 2886 nt
Organism: Eremothecium cymbalariae DBVPG#7215
Lineage: Eukaryota; Fungi; Ascomycota; Saccharomycetes; Saccharomycetales; Saccharomycetaceae
Gene: PFK2
Product: 6-phosphofructokinase subunit beta
Exons: 1
Coding region: 1-2886 (961 amino acids)
Biological process (GO): fructose 1,6-bisphosphate metabolic process; canonical glycolysis; fructose 6-phosphate metabolic process
Cellular component (GO): cytoplasm; 6-phosphofructokinase complex; mitochondrion
Molecular function (GO): monosaccharide binding; 6-phosphofructokinase activity; identical protein binding
Source: RefSeq, a predicted model, not a curated record